This is a messenger RNA of Pocillopora meandrina, 14893 nucleotides long. NCBI's taxonomy places the organism in Eukaryota, Metazoa, Cnidaria, Anthozoa, Scleractinia, Pocilloporidae. The record is from the annotation of a GenBank genome assembly.
CAUCCCGCCAAAAUGCAAAAUGGCCAAGAUUCCUACUCUGGAAAUUAACUGACAAGGAGGGAUUAAUUUGCGUUAAAAACCCCAGCAAACAUUUAUAUUCUUUUUCACGUUGUCAAAAUGGAGAGAGAUCGAGACCUGGCUGAACAACUACGAAGCUGGGCAUUGGACGAAAUGCGAUUUCGACCUCAAGGACGACACUUCAAUACAAGUGUACCAUCGAAGGACGACUUCAAGAUGUAAGUUUCGAUUAAAAAUCUUAUGAUGGAAGGAUUUUGAAUGACUCGUUGCAUUCGAGAUUUACACAUUUUUAUUUCUAGUGGGUCUAGAUCGAGGAAAUUCGAUGGGUGAUGAACAGUUACCCAUCGGUGUGUUUGCAAUAGUAAUCUGUGGUAUAUGCGUGGCAUUGGAGAUGAGAAUUAUCCGUGUACUACGCACAAUUCUCCGGGUGAAGUUUUAGUCGAUUUACUCUUUCCAACAAGUUACACAGACCCUUUACACCGUAAUGUCGGUAUUGUUAUUCUCCACACUUUUUCCUUUACAUUUCCUCUAGUACUCACAGGGAGAAUCUGUUAGAAAAUCAGGAGCUAGCAAAAUCAAUGGUCAUCUCCUCUGUUCUCGUGGCCUCAACUUUUGUUUCAGAGGUGAUACUUUAAGAAGAAAUUUGAAUCCAGUCACUCCGAGGGGUUUAAGAAUUAAUGAGUCAUUAUACCUGUGAUGAAAGAGAAACUGUUGUUGGUAGCAGACGGAUGUGGGUUUUAAACCAAGCUUGUUGUCUUAAAAGUGUAUUGUAAACCUGUAAACCCUUUAACUCCCAAGAUCUCAUUGGUGAUUCUCCCUACUAUCUGCCACAUAGUUUUUGUGAUGUUAGUUUGAGGAAUCUAGUAUUUAAUCAACUAAUAAUCCCCUCAUUAAAAUUUUUCUUUAUUCUCAUCACUUGUCUGCUUCAUAUUGUAUUGAUAUUGUAAGGAGAAAUUCUGUCUUGGUCACUCAUGGGAGUUAAAGGGUUAAAUAGUGCUGGCUAAAUAUAAUUUACAAAACUUCUACAGGUUAUGCCGUGGAGCAAUGGUGGAUGUUUGGAAGUAUGUUUUACAGCAUGUCAGGUCUACAAGGUGAGUGUCAAGAGCACUGAAGUGUUCAGUUUGCCUCACUGUCUUUUGAUCAGUUUUUGUUGUUUUUGAAUGUCAGUAGGGUUCAUCAAAGUCUGAACAUGACCAAGACACCCAAUCUACUCUAUACUUUUGUUUCUAGCUUAAAAAGUAUUUAUUUAAAUGAAUAAAGGGGGUAAGUUUUUAAAGAAACUGUGGUGCUGAAUCGGUGGGGAGGUUUAACAGGGUAAUUUAGUAUUAUCAACUGAGUUGUUAUCAUUAAUUGGCCUCCGUAAAGAGUUUCAAAGCUGAAGUUUGGAGCAUAGCCCCUUAUCAGAGCAAACGACAAAAGGGCUAACACUCCAAAUGUCAGCUUUGAAACUCUUUGAAGUGGCCAAUUUAUGUCAUCAACUCAGUUGAUAAAUUACCCUGUUUAUUUAAAUGAGUUUGUUGUUCAAAGAUAUUUCCCUAUUAGUUGGUAUAUUCUAGAUGUCCAUAUGAAAAGUUUUAAAAUAAAUCAUUUACUUUUUUGAAAUAACAGAACUGUGCAGAAGAUCCAUGGGAAUUUGAAGUUGUAUCCUUUUCUCAUAAAAAAGAUACAUAUUUUUUGCAUGUUAUGUUUCAUCAUAGUGAUAUUAUUUGAUAUCAUAAACCAACACUCUAGAAUGAUGUUGAUGUCAAAGGUGUUGAAUAUUAGGUCAUUGCAAUAGGUCAUAAGAUAUUCUGUAAGCUUGCAACUAACUUCUAGAGGAUGCAUCUUUAAUGGAAAAAAAGACAAGGCAUCGCAUAGUCAGUAUAUCUUAUUACAGACCUUGAGGUGUCAGGACAGCAUCCCUGAAUAAGACAUUAAAAAAAUCAAUUAAAAUUUUUAUUAAGAAUUUUAUGAAUGGCUGGAUGUGUUAACCAUCUCUCAGGAUGCUGCACCUUGACUUAAGCAUAACCUAUAUGAGCAGUGUUGAGUUUGUAAUGGAAACAUGAACAGUUUGCUGUUGGGCUUUCUGUUCUCAGACCACACAAAUUUUGGUGAUUUUUAUCUAUUUGUUUGUAAAGGACAGUUGAAAAUGUACAAAGUUUUGAAAUGCAUGUGCUGAAAUAUCAUUCUACCCAUUAGAAUUUCUGUUUGGCUAUAUCCUUUUUGCUGUUGGGAUUGUUGUUUGCUUAAUUUAAGUCCCUGUCAUCAGGUAGAACUUUACCAUUCUCUCUUCCUAAUAAAAGUCCUUUUCCACCCACAAUUACCCUCCCCUCCCCUCCUUCACACCUUAGCCUGCUGUCUAUUGGCUUUCCCUCAACAUUCCAAUACCUUCACCCCUCUCCUGUACCACCCCCUUAAUUUUUCCUUGUCUUCACAUUUCACCUUUCACCUUGACAUUUUCAAGAGGUUCUUUUUAACCCUUUAACUCCCAUGAAUGACCAAGCCAGAAUUUCUCCUUACAAUAUCAUUACAGUAUCAACCAGACAAGUGAUGAGAAUGAAGGAAAAUAUCAAUUUGGGGAUAAUUAGUUGAUCGAAUGCUAAAUUGAAUCUAACAUUUUAAGAAUUGUAUGGUUGACCGUAAGGAGAAUGACAAACUUGAUCUGCAAGUUAAAGGGUUAAGUGUUGACUGCUGGGAGAGAAACUGGCAACUUUGAAUUCUGGGCACUUUCUUUUAAUGAAAUUAUUUGUGUAAGUUUGAAGCAGCAACUGACUGUUAGGAAAUUUGUAUAAUAAGUGUUGCAUUCUUGUUAUUUAUUUUCCUAAACCACAUUGACAUUUGGCUUUACAUUUUCUCACUAUUUUAGCUCCCAUCUAAUCUUAAUUUAAUGUCAUCUUUUUAUCUUGCUAACUUCCGUGUUAGCUAACGUAGAUGAGAAUGUGCAAACAAGAAUUCAAACCUCUCAAUGUUUGAACAUUUUCAUGCAGAACAUGUAUUCAGGCAACCCCCCAUCACCACUAGGCAACCCCCCCUCUCCCCCCUUACCACCACUCUUCAAAGGCUUGUGCCUUUUUUGAUUGAAUUUUUAGCUGUCCAUGUGUUUUUGUAUGUUCACAUUUCCUUAACAGAAACUAUCUUUAGACAAAAACUGAUCCAUGAACAGGCAGCUCCUGUAGUUGAUAAAGCAGAGGACAGUGAUAAAGGAGAUGUCAAGGGGAAACAUUCUCUGUUAACUAAGGAGCUUUUGGAAGUCAGAAGCAAAGUACAACAUCUGGAAAAAGAAAUGAGGGCCUUGCAGAAGGAGAUUCUUGAGGCUGGUAAUGUGGAACUUUUAUCUCGUGUCUUAGUUAACAAAUAGAGAAGCCAUGACUGUGCUCUGUUCUGUUGCAAAGCAGGCAGGAUGGACUUCAGCAUGAUGGCAGUCACUCUGACACUGUCAUGAUUAGUAUGAAUUUUAACAGUUACACCAGUUUGGCUAUAUUUUUCAUCAUUCCUGUUUUGUUCCUUUUUGUUUUUGAACACGAAACUAUGUAUACUAUAUGAGUGUGACAGCUUCAGCUCAGCUCUAUGUUCUAUACUCUGAUAGAGCACACUCUUUCAAACAAUGACAACGUGCAUUAUAUCCAAACUUGAUUACAACACUUCAUCUCUAUUUUUAAAGUUGCCAUGUUGGUAGGGAAAUGUUGUCUCUUAUCAAUGCAAAGUUACUGAAAAAAGGAACAAGGAAUUGAUAUCUAACAAGAAAUGGAAAAAUCACAAGGCAGGAAUCUGAUUUAAAACAGACAUGAAGUCUGUUGUUAACUUUCCCUAACAGUUUAGCAGUACCCAUUUACAGCCCCUGGUGCUAGGGGUGGUACCCAUUUACAGCCCCCAUUUACAGCUCCUGGUGCAGAGGUCAGCAGUGAGGAGAAAGUUUCCCACCCAAUGAGAGAACAAAAUUACUUACUCAGGGUUUGGAACGGGACUUCUUGACCCUGAGUCUAGUGCAAUGACAACCAGGUCUCCACACUUUCCCCUCUUCUCUUACAACCUACAUCAAUUCUGUUUAAUUUAACUCUAGUUUUAAUUUUACCACAGAGGAGGCAUAUUCUAACACUACCCAGGAAAUUUCUGAUCUAAUGAAAAGAACUACUUUGCUAAGCACCCAUUCCAAGCAGUGCAAACUGUUGGUAGAGUUGUACACAAGCCUUGCUAAACAGAUUAACGAUAAGAGCACAAUUUACAAGGAUAUUGCAAGGUACAGUGUUUCUGAGAUUAAUUAACUGUAUUCAAGAGAGAAAUGAGACAUAUGGCAAAUUUAACCCAAUCGUUUUUCUUUCAACCUCUUAUUCAUUUUUUGUCAAAUGAAAAUAAUUAUAGUUACAUUUAGUAAAUGUAUUUUCAUGAAUAAGUGCCCAGGUGGUUAUUUAAUUUUUUUGGCAAAAUGGGGGGGGGGGCACUCAUUGAAGGGUAGGCACUUAAUUGAAAGGCAUUAUUAAGAAAUUGUUAAGCUGUAGUGAUUAAGCUGUAGUUGAAACUUGAAAACUUAAACAAUAGAAGCAGGGUUUCCUUGUAUCCCUAAGGAAGGGGGUGCUUGUUUGAUAUAUUGGCACUGGGAUAAGUGAUUAUUUGGGGGAAGGCACUUAUUAGAGCAUGGGAGAUUAUUCAAGGAAAUGUGGUACUAUUACUGCCAUGAUUUCUCAUACGUUAAUACUGGCUAGGAUUGGGUUAUGAGUGAAAGUUAAAAAAAAAUUACAAUUCAUCUUGCUAUUUAGGUGCAGAAUGAUAGCUUUAACCUGUGAUAAUUAUAUGGUGAUCCCUAGAAGAAUUUGGGAAUGCUUAACCCUUUAACCCCUGAGAGUGACUAGCAUCUAAUUUCUCCUUACAAUAUCACCCCUGUAUCAAACAUUCAGGUAAUGAGAAUAAACAAAAUAGUCACCAGCUAGAGAAGCUCGGGAUUAUGAAACAAAUUCUCCUCAUCAGCACCUUAGGGAAUGUAUAGGGAACAGUCUGGAGAAUAUGCAUACUGAUGUUAGAGUGGAAAGGAUUAAGAGAUAUCUAAGGUGAUCCAAACUGUUCCGUUAACUCUUUACUCCUUAGCAUCAGUAUUCACAUUCUCCUAACUGUUCUCUUUACAUUUCUACGACACUGUCAAGGAGAAUUUUUUUAACGCGCAAGAGCUUCUCUUGUUGGUGAUCACUUCCUUUAUUCUCGAGACCUUCAUGUUUGAUUCAGGGGUGAUACUGCAGGAAGAAGUUAGAUGCUAGUUACUCCCAGGGUUAAAAUGAUAACACAUGCAACAGAUUAGGAAGAAAUGAUGACAAAGUACUAUUUCAUGAUAUAAGGUUAUCUGUACCUUUUAACCCUUUAACUCCCAAGAUCUGACUGUCAAUUCUCCCCACUAGCUGCUAGGCAUUUCCUUCUAAAUAAGCUCCAAGAAUUUGGUGUUAGAUCAAUAUAACUCCUUCCUGAUAAGUUUGAGUAUUUUCAUAACCUGUUUCUGAAUGAUGUAUGGCUGUCAUUGGGAGAAGUUUCAAGUUGAUCACUUUUGGGAGGGUUAAUUAAGAUGGGAACUAUAAAGCUCAAGAGUUAUCAUCAAAAUAAAAAGGGUCAUCCACAACUUUGUGAAUCUUUUCAUGGAACUCCCAGGGUUAACAGAACAGGUGUGAUGUUUUGGACAUGUAACCUUUUAACCCCCAGAAGUGAUUAAUAUGUAACUUCUCCUUAAAGUAUUCAUUCAGCAUCUAGCAAACAGGUAGCAAGAAUACUCAAACUUAUCAAUUACAAGAUAUCUUAAUUGAACAGCAAAUUUUCAUAACCAAUUUACAAGGAAAUAUGUUGCAGCUAGAGGAGAGAAUUAACAAUUUGAUCUUGGGAGUUAAAGAGUUAAGAUGUCUAUAAUGUAUUGUUUCUGUGUCUUGAUUGGUGAAUUUGCUUUGAUUUUGUUUGUCAUCUUGUUAUUUUACUUUGCUGCAGAAAAAAAUCAGCUGAUCCUACAUAUUAUACAUCACAAGGAAUCAUAACUGGGAGAAAGGAAACCUUUACUGCCACUGAUGGGCGAUCAACUCCUACAGGAUUAGAAUCAGCUUCGACGGUAAGCCAUGAAUGCAAAUUACCCUUUACACCAGACAGCACCACAGCAGCUGUUGUAUAUGUGUAGUACAUGCAAACUGUCUUUUCAGAAUUAACCUUCUUUCAUAUUUUGUUUACCAGCGAUCAGUUAGGGAAUCUUGUGAAAGAAUUGGAUCAUUUUUACAUGAUAUCUGUAAGGCAGAUGAAGAGAAUGGAAGGUAUAUGAAUUGAUAAUUUGUUUGAUAAUUCAUUGUGUAAUUGAUAAUUAUGUUAUUAUGUAAACUACUGUGUUUUACUAGGAUUUUCAUCCUUGAGAAAAGCUGUAACUGCACACCUGUAAAAUAAAAAUAACUUUGCAUGUGUUUGAUAUUGCCAUUCAGCUGCUGGCAGAUCACUCUAUCAGGUUGAUGAAUGAUUGGCAAAGCAGUCACCAUUCUCAAUUUUCUGCCAUUAAAGGCCUAUAAUAAUAAUAGGCUUUAUUUAGAGAGGGUAAAACACUUAACAGUAGCCCUAAGACACUGAUGACUCUGUGGCCCUCAAAAACAAUUAUAAAAUAUGGAUGCUACAACUAAUAACUAUAAAUUAAAAAGAUAAAAUAUAAUAAAUAAUUCGUAUAUACAAAAUUACAGUCUAAGGCGCAUUGCAGCCUUUUGUUCAGCUGGAAAGGAUUUAAAAACGUUGUGCUUAAAACUUGCUAGCGAGCCAUUAUUUCUUAUAUUAGCAUUCAUGCAAUUCCAGUCCUUUAUAGUCCUAAUAGUGAAAGUAUGACCUCCUUCUGAUUUUCGUUUACACUUAGGGCACAUCAGAUUUAUAUUUGAAUGUCUAGUGGCUCGGUUAUGAAUUUCUGAAUUUCUAACUAAUAAAUUAUUUAAAUAACUAGGCAUAAUAUAGUUGUGCACCCACUUAUACACUAGUGCACAUCUCUUUAUUAGAGAUUGUUCAGUAAAAGGGAGCCAGUUUAGAUUAUUGAAUAAUACGACUGAUGGUGUAAAUCUUUCAGCAUCGAGUAUAAUGCAUACCGCUCUUUUUUGAAGUUUUAAAAUACUUUGAAAUUGUUUGUCAUUGCAGCUAUCCCAUAUCAUGCUCCCAUACAGGAGGGUGGGCUUUAUAACACCAUUGUAAUAAGUUUCCCUUUGACGUUGCUUAAGAAACGGGCUGAUAUGAUAUUUAUACAAUACAAUAAAAAAAAUGAUUAAUGAUUGUUUGUCGAUAUUGAAUUUCUCAUUUUGUAUUCAACUCAAAAUUUUACUCGUUCACUGCUAUCAUUCAUGAGAUAUCAAGUUUAAGACUUGAAGAGAAAUUCCAUAUGUACUUGCACUCAUUAAUUUUUAUAAUUUUAUACAACGUUACAUGUGCAUAGUAUUAUCGGAUAAUCUUAGAGAAUUGGUGUUGUUUGUUGUAAAACAUUCAUAGAAACUACAGACCUCUUUUAUUAUGUAUUCUAGAAACAAAAGAUCCCAGCCUAGUUCUAAGAAGCUGCUGCAAAACUUGACUUUUUCCAUGGAGAUGUUAAAUGCUCUUCAAAUUUUAAGUGUUAUAGUUUGGCCGCCAUGUGGCUAUUCUUCAUAGCUAAGUGAUGUGGCCAGUGGCAAACCAGUAAAAUGCACGAGGUGUCAUUUGUUAAUGUUUUUGUCAGCCUUUAUUUUUAUUGGUGACAAAUUUAUAAUAAAAAUUUGGCUGAAUUUGAAUGAAGUUAAGCUUGAAGCACUGAUUGACAAUAUACAACAAAUUAUCUUUUUCUUGGAUUAUCAUUACAUAAAGGGUUGAGGAUGCAAGUCAGAGAGAGAUAAAAGAUCAAUUAUGGACUGGAGUAGAGGUUUGUUUAGCGUCAGUUUACUUGAAACGUUUCCUUUUGCUUUGAUUGUAACUUUUUUUUUAAAGUCGUUGCCGUGUUUUUAUUGAACGCAUAAGUAGAGGUUCUGUUAGGUAAACGGAUUUUUGGGAACCUGAGAUGGAGCAACUUCGGCUUGUCUCUGUAUCUAGACUCAAAUGACAUGUACCAGUAGCAUUGCUACUUAGGAGCCACAUCAAGAUGUCACCUCCAUGCAUGCUACGGGCACCUCUCCAUAAUAGUGACCUAUUGGAUUGAAGGACUGUGAGAGCAUGAUGUCGUGCCCACUUUAAUGAUUACCUCAAGUAGGAUUUGAACCAGAUAAUCGGAGUUCAAAUUUCAGUCAUGUGGCCAAAAGGAAGCGAUAUCUUUCACUGUAAUACGAAUUUCAUUGAGCUCUGUUCUUUAUAAUUUUGUUUUGUUUUCUCUCUUUAUUUUUAAUUAUUGACUUAGAAUGCCUUGUCUCAACACAUGGCAAAAGAUGUUCUUACAUCUUUGUGUCGAGUAGCCCAGGACUCUGCAGUCAGCCUGCGGGAAUUGUCUGUAAGAAUUGAUCUAAAGAAAGAUGCUCAAGAACUCAAGUAGGUUUCGUUUCUGUUGAGAGUUCAGAACAAUAUCCUGUUACGAAACACAUUGUAAAUAUGCGAUUUUUUUCUUGUGCGUUGAGACGAACGGAGGCAAGCGCUUGUCAUGCGCAAGGAGAGGAGAGCGAAAAAAAUGUUGUCCCUCCCCUCGCGCAUGACUCGCGCUUAGCGCUCGUCUCGCACUCGUGUCCUGUUUGGAAGGCUAAAUGUACAUGAAAGUGGGAGGAAUAGAGCUCUGAUUGCCUCUGUUUUUUGCUUAUCACCUAUAAACCUAAACAAUAUUAACAAUCUGUUGUAAAGUAAGGUUAAAGAUAAUUGUUAGGACUUUGGUUUCCCUAUGCUCUCUGAGCGAAUACCGCUGUCUUCAGCUGUCUAGCAUGAAAGCCCCCUUAGAGUGCUGGUCCUCCUUCUGCUUAGGAUACUAACCAAUUGAAGGCAAACCGCCCCCCGGACAAUUUGUCGAUUUUCUUUGCCACUUACCUCGAAGGUCGGAUAAUGCUAUCCACCAGAAAAAUCUCUAUCCAGUGGAUAACGCUAUACGUUUUGCUAUCACUUACCCGUUGAAUAGCGAUUUAUCUGUUGGAUAGCGUUAUCCGCCCUUGAUACAACUGAGCCCUGGUUGAAGAUAAGGGUGGAAAGAGGCAUUGUGAGAGCUAUGUAUCCUUUUCAAGAAUAUAAUACUGUAAACCUGACCAGUCCUAGAGCAUUGAGUUGACCUCUUUAUCCUGAGUCCACCGCGUUACUUAUUUACUAACCAUCACCUAACCCGCUCUGUUUUGUUGUGAAAGCUUGGCUUGAAAUUUUUCUUUGUCAGGUUUAAAUAUGAAAACUGUGGCAAACUUACAGACACUUCAUCGCCACCUUCUUUGCUUCAAAGUGUUCACCAAUUAAUAGAGGUUAGUAAUUGUUGAAAUUGUUCCUUCUUGUUGCAUAAUUUGUACACUGUUAACCAGAAGGUCCACUCGGAUGAAGGUCGAAAUUUAGUGAACAGUCAAAAGACAAAGUGGAUAAAUUUCAACCCAAAUGACCGUGGCGGUUAUUCAAGGAAAUACUGUGUUUUCAUUAUUAUUAUCAUAUUUUGUAGAAAGGUCAAGCUGCCCAUUUUCAAAGGUUUGUUGAAUCUGAAAGAGGACUCAAUGAAGCCUGGCGAGGAAGACAAAGACUUCAAACUCUCCAGCAACAGUUGGAAGCUAAUUUUGUGGCCAGAUACCAAGACUCUCCUGGAAAUAUUGAACUGGCAAGGUAAGUCACUUGACAGAAAGCCGCAUCUCACUAAAAGGGAGACGCAGCUCGCUAGAAAAGAACGCGUCUGAAGAGAGACGACAUUGAUAUCUCGCAAGAAUUUCAUCGCUUGCAGUAAAAUUGUGUUAGUGCAAUUUAAUCGUCCGGGUGAUUGUAGUCCUGAGAAGGACUGUUUUCAGUAGUUGUGACUGAUGUUUUGAAGUGUUUUUCAUUUCGUUAGAGUUUUGCUUCACAAUGAAUUAGAGCUAGCAGCAUCAAAAGCCUCCUUGGAUUACAUGAAGGCAGCGAUGGCCGAACUGGCCGCGUGUAGAAAUGAAAGGCAAAGGGCCAAGGAAAUCUUGAUCAUGAAACACAAAAAGAUACAAGACUUUGAAAAACUAGCUGUGAGUUGUUUUAAACCCUUUGAUCUCUUAUCUAAUUUCUCCUUACAACGUCACCGCUGAAACAAACAUAAAGGUCACGAGAAUAAGGAAAUGAUCACAAACUAAAAGCUCUUGAUUGUUCAUAAAAUCCUCAUAAGCUUCUUAUAGGAAAUGUAGACUGAACAGUUUGGAGAAUAGACAAACUGAUGAUAGGGUGUAAAGGGUUGAUCGAGGAUUGGGUCUUGUCACGAAAAUAUAAACUUUUAGUCUUGUAAAUGUGAGUAAUCGUGUGAAAAAAGGGAAUCAAUUGAGGUGCGCAUAGAUCUAAAGGAAAAAAAUAUAAAACGCGAUUAAUGCUGAGAGCGAGAUGUAGUGGCAUUGUUCAUCUCAAAAUACUUAGUCUCACUCAGAUUAGCUUACGAGCAGGCUUACAUUAGGAGCGCUUUGGGACGAGCCUUUCGUUUCCCGCGGGAACUUAUGAGGCCUUUAGCAACACGAGCCAGCAAGAGGUCUGCAAAGGGUCAGGCACUUAUCAUAAUUAGUACCAGACCCCCGACAAACCUCGCCCUGACUCGUCUCAAACCUUCUCGUGGGCGGAGAAACGCAUGACCUGCAGCGCUAAUCAGUGAUAGCCUCCUCGGAGGCUACACUCAGACUGACCUCAGUGUCAUUCAAGUUGAAAAAAAAUUUGGUUUGCUUUGGUGGGUGGCACGUGUAUUAACCCUUCAAUCCCUGAGAGUGACUAGCAUCUAAUUUCUCCUUUCAAUAUCACCCCUGAAUCAAACUUUAAUGAGAAUUAAGCAAAUGAUCAUUAACUGAAGAACCUCUUGAUUGUUAAACAAAUUCUUCUUGUCAGCGCAUAAGGAAAUGUAUAGAGAACAGUAUGGACAAUAUAGAUACUGAUGUUAGGGUGUAAAGGUUUAAGUAAAACAAAACUCGUAGAUUUCUCUCGACUCUCGAUUGAAAAUUGUCUAAAUUUUAAUAUUUAUUUUCUUUGGUUUCAGCAAACCAAACAGGCUAUGAUCCAAGCUCUUGUCAAACAAAAUUCAAACGCCAGAACAAGGAUCGAGAAGCAAAAACAUGAGGUAUGUCACCAGUCUUCAUCUAUCCUUACGAGCAUCAACAAUGGUCCUUUAGACACCAAGUGGCACGUAGAGCAUCAACAAGAUAUCUCUAUUCCGACGCUCCCUACAGAGCGGGAGUUCAUCCUCAAUUACAGGUCGAUGGAUUUGGGACGUCCGCUGUUCGUCAUUUAGGAAACGCAUUUUGGUUGGAUCCACAUCCAAUAUUUGCAAGUCUUUUUUCCAUCCAGGGUACCAAAUAACGAAUCUUAGAUAUAGUCCCCUCUUUAAACUCUGUCAGAGAUAACUGAUCCCCCCUCCGUUCCCCUCCCCCCCGCACUUUCCAGCGUGAAGGAACUAAUCAGAGAAAUUUGAAAAUUAAUUGCUUUCGAUGGAUUUACAUUAGCUUAACAUCUCAGAGAAAUUGAAAUACUUCUUGUCUCAUGUGUUACAAACCGGGAAUCCAUUUUACUUUUAUUUUGCUAUUCUUAUUUAGCCACCAUUUGCAGAUGCAGGGAUGCGGCUUUGGGUUACAAAAAAAUGUCUCAAAAUCGUACAAAAAUCUGUCACCACAUCCAAAUGCAACGUUUUUACUCUACCAUAUUAUCUUAGAUAUUGGGCUCAGCUAACCGAAGGCGGUCUUAAUUCCUUCACAAACUUUUUUCAUCAUUUUUUUUAGAAACAUGCAGAUGAAGGUGCGUCAACCGCUGCUGGUAACCGGGUGAUGUGUUUUUGCAUCUUUUUUUUUGGAACUAUAUCGGUGUCGUGUUGGUGCUCAUUUUGGUGCUAUAUCAUAGAAUUCUUAACUUAAAAUCUCUCAUACCCUUUUGCUUACUUCUCAGCUCCUCCAGUACAUACAGCAAAAAAUCUGCUCGCACGAGGCACACGUAGUUGCCAUGACAAAACAACUACAGAACAGUACUGCACGUGAGGUGGAUAAGUUUGCUGCCUUACCUUUGGAUCAAGUUCAUUAUUCUGGAGUGGACAGGUGAGUAGUUAGUGGCUAUAGGCGAACCGAACCGCAAAAAUUUUUUGUCGCGAGGCAAAAAUUUCUCCAAUUCAGCCCUCAAAAAAGGAAGAAGAAAUAAAAGAAAUUCCGUGAACAAAACUUGUAGGUCAUGAAAAUAAAGGAAACGAUCGCUUUCUCAAGAAGCUUUUGAUUGUUAAUCAAAUUCUCCUUAUCGGAAUCAUUAGUACUCAACACAGAACAGUAUGGGGAAUAUGCAUACUUAUGUUAGAUUUUAAAAGUUGAUCUAGUUGAUCCUGUUCGCUUUCUGUGCGCAGUGCCAGAAGAGUCCCAAUCAGUGAAUUAUCAAUAAACCGCCUGGAGAAUCUCACCACCAGUGCAGGAGGAACAACAAUCAGAGCUGUUUUAGACAGUUUGGAUUUUCCAAUGUAUAAGGUGUGCACGAGACGCUCGUUCUGAACUAAAAGUAUCUUAGGAACAAGUUAUUAUUUUUUGCCUCAGUGGGGAGGGGGGGUAGAGAGGUGGAGGGAUUACUUAGUUUACUUCGAUCAGUCGGCCUACUGAAUAUAAACAAAGAAUAUAGAAAACUGACUGUUAAUUGACUGCCAAUUAACUGCCAAUGAGGGGGAUGGGGGAUGGGGGAUCAUAAGCGUGGAAAAAAUAAACUAACCUGUGACAUAACCAUGAUUAAUCCUCAGACCUUCAGAUUCCGUGCUCCAAUGCUUUGCCAUUGAGCUACUGGGAACUUUUUGGCAAGUUAGGCCAUAUUUAGGAUAAUUUGGUUUGAUAAACUGAGUUUAUCAUGUAAAUUGGCCAUUGUAAAGAGUUUCUAAAGCUGAUGUUUCUGACAAAGGGCUAACGCUCAAAACGUCAGCUUUUGAAACUCUUCACGUUGGUCAGUUUAUACUUUCAACUCAUUAGAUAAAACUAAAUUAUCUUCCUAUACCCCUAUCGAAGCAGCAUCACAGCUCCUUUAGAAACUUACCACCUUUAUUCGUGGGCCAUUUUUAGAUCCAUACGUGACACGCAUUUUGCAUACUGCAAGGAAAGCGUCAUAUUAGUAAAUGAAUUUAAAAAAAUGGUAAAUUUGUAGCUUCUUAGUGGAAUAGAGAAAAACUGUUUUUCGUCUUGUCACGAGCGGAGGACAAAACGUAAAAAUCACUUCCGGUUUGUUCCUAUCCAGGCUCCUGAAGAGCUGCUUCCAACAGCUAUGAAUCUGAAAGAGAAAGGUCAGUAUCUAGAACUUUUCGCUAUGAAUUGGAACUUUUUUCUUGUCGUUAUUAAAAUCUGUUCGUCAGUAGAUUCUUGACGUUCGUGUGUUUCUUAUCUUUUCAAAGUUGACGACGCUAAGAUUCUGGCACAAUCACGUGAUAGCAUGUUUUCUGAAGUCAACGGCGACAGGUCGUGUGAUAGGAUGGUUGUGCAUUUGAACGGUAAGUAGUGGUCAUCAUUAUUCAGCGUACAGGGAAGGAAGGGAGCCUGGGUGUUUUCCGGAGCUGAGAUCUGAGCAUAGUUAGUAAACUAUUUAGUAGCACUCCUACAACGGUGCGCUAGUUUCUGUUUUGUUGCAGCGAUUUUACAUUUUGGAAACAUUUUGCUUUACUUUUACUCAAAAACUCUCCUCUCUUACUCUUUGCUAUAAGUCUAAAAGCGUUGUAUCACAGAUGUUGCAAUCUGAUUGGUUACUACACCAGCUAUCUCUUCCGUGAUAGAUAUUGAGUAGAGUAAGUAACCUUAAUGAUUGCAGUUUUAAACAAGAUGAAUCAAAACAUGAGUCUCUCCUGUGGUUUGGUGUUGAGUCACCAAUAGAUUCAUACUAAAACAGUUAGAUUAUUCGUUCUCUAUUUAGCUCACAGCUACAUAUAUCGAUCACCUUGCCAUUAGCUUCUUACUCUGCCCGAACUAAAAGUCUUCCUCUAUUCUUCGACAGGCUUGAGGAGAGAAGUUGCCGAACAAGACCGCGCACAACUUGAUUAUAUUAUGCCACUGAUACAGAACGGGCUCAACAAAACCACCAAAGCUUUGUCAGACUGUAUCUCUGUCAAGGACGUUGUAAGCUCAUGGUAAGAUCUUAUUUUUAUUGGGGAAGGAGGGGAGGGGGGGGAGGACGUUGUAAGCUCAUAGUAAGAUCUUUUUUAUUGGGAGGGAGGGGAGGGCGUCUAACUAAAGCCUUAAUUUUCGUCAAUCACAGAUGAUUCUCGAGCGUGCCAACUGAUAUCUCAGUUUCAUACCAAUAUUCUGUUUAAUUUUUGUAGUAUUCUUGAUAAACUUAUGUAGGCUUUGAUCACUAAUGAUAGAGCGUUUUCGAUUGAGUAAAGCUUGUUUGGUAAGCGCAGCUUUAACGUUCUCUGUAGGUGGGAGCAACCAGCUCAGUUUGUUGUACCGUGGGUGAAGUUGGAUGACAUGAACAUGAGACAGUGGACAGACCAGUGGACAUUGUGCGCCACUCGUUUGAGACAACUACAGAUGAGUCACUGACAGAGGGGCUUGCGGUCGUGACGGACUGGAAUUUCGUAUGCUUUUUAUUUCAUAAAUGUAUUUUGGACAAAGUAAAUAGUUAACCUUAAAGGAAAGCUUUACCUUAAAAAACACAGACAAUAACAAAACACCCACAAAUGAAACAAAAAAAAUCGGGCCACAGCGGAAAUUAAAAUCCAGGCCAAAGUGUGAAAUUCGGUUUUGUCAUCCAGUCUGAUACAGGACCAAAGAAACUAUAAAAGUGAUUUAUUAGAAAUGACCUCUAUGUUUUAAGAUAGCUGAAAUAGCUUCCUGUGUUGAAAUAAAAUGGCAAUAAGGGA